Molecule: messenger RNA, 925 nt
Organism: Gordionus sp. m RMFG-2023
Lineage: Eukaryota; Metazoa; Nematomorpha; Gordioida; Chordodea; Parachordodidae
Exons: 6
Coding region: 67-762 (231 amino acids)
Source: RefSeq, a predicted model, not a curated record
UUUUUUCCAACACGUGUCUGAAAUGUUAGAUCUGACAUAAGAUAUAACAGGUGCAAAAAUUAAAUUAUGAAGAAAUAUUUCAAAGAAAUUUUUGAACAAAAAUUUUCAGAAGCGGGCUUUAAUAAAAAGCCUGAUAAAACAGAUGAAUCUUCAAAUGAUUUUGAAUUCUUUGAAAAAUUUUUGCUACAAAAUCCAAAAAAGGAAAAAUAUUCAGAUGCCAAUCUGGUUAAAAUUGACAAAAUAAACCUUAAUAUAAAGUCCAUGGAUGAAAGCCAUAUUAAAAAUAAUCAAAAGAUAAUUACUAAAGAUGAUGUUUUACAAGCUGAGAGAAAAUUACAGCUUAUAUCUUUGGAAUAUCUUCUUAAAAGUGAAAAUGUAAUGCAAGAAAAAUUUCUAGAUCAUGAGAAGAUACUGGAAGACACUAUAAAAAAGAUUGAAGAUACAUUGAAUGGUAAUCUAGAAAAUGAAAUAGAUAAACUAAAUCAAAUUUCAAGACAACCUAUUGGAGGCAAUUUGAAGAAGAUGUUUAUUGAUAUUCAAAAUACCUCUCAACAAAUGAAUUUGUCUAAUCAAAUCUGUGUCUACGAGGAUUGGUCAGGCUUGGCUUAUGUUCAAAGGCCAAAUCAAAACAUAGCUUCUCUCUCUGAAUUAUCGAUAAAAUUUAAAGAACCAGAACAAUCUUCAGACUAUGAAAAAUCAAAUAUUCUUGAAAAUGAAUACGCGGCAAGCAAAAAUAUGAACGGCAUAAUAUCUUUAAAUUGAUAUUUUUUCGGUUCAUUUUGAAUAAACGAUAAAAGAUUUAUAUUGUUAAUUAUUUAUAAAAUAAUUUACGCAAAACUAGUAGUAUUACCUCUAUUUUUUCAACUGAUGUUAUAAUUGUUGUAUUAUUAUAUAUAUAUUGAUGUUUAUAAUAAUAUUUAUAUGU